CUUUCACGAAUUCCAAAACACCUCGCCUUUGCCAAUUCUCCUCUCCCUUCGCGACUUUGCAGUAACAACAUGGUUGUGACAUCUACAAGUGAGGAUUUCUUUGCACAAGUCGCGUACAUACCACCUGAUGCGAUAUUCGACCUCACAAAGAAGUACAUUGCGGAUUUCCAUCCACGCAAGGUCAAUCUUGGCCAAGGGACUUACAAAGACGAAGACGGAAACCCAUGGAUUCUUCCAGCAGUCACAGAGGCAAAAGACAGGAUACGGGAUGCCAAUCAUGAAUACCUCCCAAUUUUAGGUUUGGCAACCUUCCGCAAACUUGCGACAGAACUGGUCCUGGCCAAGGACUCCCCAGCAAUUGCCCAACAGCGGGUAGCAUCUUGUCAGGCGCUGUCUGGUACAGGUGCGCUCCAUCUAGCAGGAGAAUUACUGUUCAGAGCACUGGGAAGCGAAGUGCCCGUCUACAUUACCAAGCCAACCUGGUCAAAUCACCGUCAGGUGUUCUCAACAGUCGGUUUCAAAGUUCGCGAUUUCAAGUACUAUGAUGACGACACGGGCGUAUUCGAUUUUCCAUCAGUGCUAGAGACUCUUCAAAGUGCGCCUCCGCGAUCCAUCUUCAUCUUCCACGCCAGUGCACACAAUCCCAGUGGAUGCGACCCCACUAGGGACCAAUGGAAGCAAAUUGCGCAGAUCGUACGGGAGCGUAACCUGUUCCCUGUUUUCGAUGCAGCAUAUCUGGGUAUUACAUCAGGUGACUACGACUAUGAUGCGUUUGCCAUUCGAUACUUCAUCAAUGAAUGUGGCUUGCAAGCCGCCGUGUGCUGCUCGUUUGCGAAGAACAUGGGUCUCUACGGGGAAAGAACGGGACUCGUGAGCUUCAUCACACAAUCUCCAGCUUCUGCCAAAGCUGUAGAAUCUACCCUUGAACAGAUCACACGGGGUGAAAUAUCCAACCCACCUGCGUUCGGUGCAAGGAUCGUGUCUGAGGUGCUUAGUGACGAGCUUUUGAGAUUCGAGUGGGCGAGCAAUUUGAGGAUCAUGAGCUCGCGCAUUGCUCAGAUGCGCAAGGAGCUGCACAAGGAGCUUGUGAGAUUGAACACGCCCGGAGAUUGGAGUCGUGUGGUGAAUCAACGUGGGAUGUUUUGCAUCUUGGGGUUGUCUCGAGAGCAAGUCCUACAUCUACGAGCGGGACUUAACUUCCAUAACGUGCAAUACACUGCUCAAGCCAUAGAUAAGACAUUACGGAGAGAGUCAGGGCGGUUAUGA
Molecule: messenger RNA, 1266 nt
Organism: Aaosphaeria arxii CBS 175.79
Lineage: Eukaryota; Fungi; Ascomycota; Dothideomycetes; Pleosporales
Product: putative aspartate aminotransferase
Exons: 2
Coding region: 70-1266 (398 amino acids)
Biological process (GO): L-aspartate biosynthetic process
Cellular component (GO): cytosol
Molecular function (GO): pyridoxal phosphate binding; L-aspartate:2-oxoglutarate transaminase activity
Source: RefSeq, a predicted model, not a curated record